Messenger RNA from Giardia duodenalis, 1107 nucleotides. Its product is annotated as Developmentally regulated GTP-binding protein 1. Gene Ontology annotation, biological process: cytoplasmic translation. The record is from RefSeq and is a predicted model, not a curated record. Gene Ontology annotation, cellular component: cytoplasm. The transcript has a single exon. Gene Ontology annotation, molecular function: GTP binding; GTPase activity. Lineage: Eukaryota; Fornicata; Diplomonadida; Hexamitidae. The coding region runs from base 1 to 1107 and encodes 368 amino acids.
AUGGGCAUAGUUGAGCAAAUAGCUGAGGUAAAGACUGAGAUGGCACGUACCCAAAAGAACAAGGCCACAGAGCAUCAUCUAGGACGCCUGAAGGCCAAGCUUGCGCGACUGGAGAGUCAGCUCAUCAGCGAGGUCACAAAGAAAUCUGGAGGAAAGGGGUCUGGAUUUGAUGUUGUUAAGCAGGGACAAGCUAGAAUUGCACUCGUUGGGUUCCCAUCUGUGGGGAAAAGCACCUUUCUCACGCGGUAUACCAACGCGGAGUCUGCAUCAGCAGCCUAUGAAUUCACCACUCUUACCUGUGUUCCAGGCACGAUGGAGAUAAAUGGAGCGCCAAUACAGAUUCUUGACCUCCCAGGAAUCAUCGAGGGGGCCGCCACGGGCCUAGGGAAAGGACGACAGGUGAUUGCAACCGCUAGAACAGCAGACGCCAUAAUAAUGAUGCUUAGCGCAUGCAACGCAGUCAAGGAGAGGCGGAUCCUUACAAAGGAGCUAGAGUCUAUGGGAAUCCGUCUGAACAAACGCCGACCAAGCAUUGAACUACGCCCAGCCUCAAUGGGGGGUAUACAGGUGCUUUCGGACAAUGUAUUGACCGUCCUAGAUCACGACACAAUACGGGCCACUCUUGCAGAGUAUAAAAUCCACAACUGUCAGGUGCUUCUCCACUGCGAUGCAACCGUCGAUGACCUAAUUGACGUAGUAGAGGGCAACAGAGUUUAUAUGCCGUGUAUCUACGCUAUCAACAAAAUUGACAUGGUAAGUAUUCCCGCUGCCGAGUACUAUGCAAAGCAGCCGGACACCGUUGUUAUUUCAGCAGAGUGCGAUCUCAAUGUCGAUUACCUGAAGCGAAUUAUCUGGCAGCGGCUGCAGUUAGUACGCAUCUAUACCAAGAAGCGGAACUGUCCGGCAGAUCUUAGUCAAAAGGAAGCGGUUUUUCUCAAACAAGGAGAUACAGUCGAGAAGCUUUGUGCAAAUAUUCACAAUGAUAUGGUAUCCAAUUUUUCGUAUGCAAUGGUGUGGGGUAGAAGUGCCCAACACUGUCCUCAGCGAGUCGGAAAAGACCACAAGCUAGCCGACGAAGACGUUGUCCAGAUAGUUUUGAGAAAAUAG